AUGGAAGAAACAGAAGAAUAUAAAGAGGAAAAACACGAUCAGGAGAAAAAGGAGGUAGAGGAUGAUACUAGGACAUGUCCAGAAAAUAAUAAAAACGGAAGAAAUGAAAACAAAGAAAAUAUGAGUCACGUGUUUCAGAUCGUGGAAAAUUAUAUAGAUAAUGAAAUAGUAUAUGUAAAUGAUACGAACAAGACGAUUGUUAUGUUAAGUAAGAAGGAGAACCAAAUGGAUGAGGAGGAGCACCGACGAGCUGUACCGGCAGAGGUAGACAUGAAUGUAUCUGCAGAGGUAGACACGAAUGUAUCUGCAGAGGUAGACACGAAUGUAUCUGCAAAGGUAGAUGCGAAUGUAUCUGCAAAGGUAGAUGCGAAUGCAUCUGUAGAAGCAGAAAAAUCUGAAGGGAAGGAAGCUGAGGCAGGUUCAGCAAGGGGAAUCAACUUUGAUAGUGAUCCAAAUGUGUUACAAAAUAAUGGAAAAAAAAUAUUCAAGAAAGAUCAAUAUUGUAAUUGUAACGCAGAGAAUGUUAAAGAGAAUAAUGAAGAAACGGUUCAUCCGAUGAAUAAAGAAAAAAUAGAAAACAAUAUGAUAGGAAAGCAGGUAGAGGAAAAUGAAGAUGAACACAAUGAGAUACACAGCAACGGUGACAUUGACACUUGGUCUAACUUAAGUUAUCUGUCCCUUGAUGAGGAGGUCAGCAUGUAUAACGAGACAGGUGAUGCGAACAUGGAAAUGUUUAAAGAGGAACAGACUAUGAUGAUUAGAAAACAAAUGAAAAGGAGGAGGAGGAGAUUAAGGAUGAAACUUGAGGAAGAGGAAGAACAAGAGAGAAACAUGCAACGGGAGGUUCACGAAAGGGUAGAUGAGACAAAAGGUGGUAUCAUCCAAGAGAAGGGAUCACAUCCACCUGUGGGUGAAUCAGCUGAAGCUGUUUCGUCAACUAAUUCAACAAGUGAGGUGGGAGAAUCCAAAGAAUUUUGUCUAAAUGCAAUCGACAAAUCAUUUAUACAAAUUCCUUUGAAGUGCAUUUUAAACUCGUUUCGAAAUAUUCAGAAAGAGCUAGAAAAGAAUUUUACGAUAAUAACAUUAUUUAUCGAAAAGAAAUUACUCAAUUUAACAGAUGAAAUUUACCUGAACAAGCUGAAUACAAUUUUAGAAAAAUUAGAAGCCUUACGAAAUAAAGUUAUGGAAUCAAAAGUAUUGUUAGAUAAAUAUGUCAAUCGGUUAGUUAGCAGAUUGAAGUAUGUUUAUUUUGAGGGAGAUAUUCAACUGGAGAAUUUGAAGCACGAUUUUCGCUUUGAAACUUAUGAAAACAGAAUAAAUUGGCUAAUUGACGGUUUUUUGGCUAGAUACGGAUUUUUUGACACUGCUGAAAUUUUUUCUAAAAGAUACAAAUUGGAAAAUUACUCAGAUGCAGAUGUAUAUAAAGAAUAUCUAGAAAUAAUAAAUGAAUUGAAAAAACAUAACAUGAAGCCAGCACUAGAAUGGUGUCAGAAAUAUAAAUCCCAAUUAAAAAAAAUAGAUUCAAAUAUAGAAGCAGAAUUACAUCUACAACACAUUAUUAACAUAAUAUAUGAAAACAAAUUUUUUGAAGCUAUUGAAUAUAUUAAGAAAACAGUCCCUAAUCCAGAUGAACAUAUUUCAACAGAUGUAAAAUAUCUCAUUACAUACAUAGGUCUCUACGGUUCUAAUGAAAGCCAACAUACCAUUGAGUCAUUGAAGCGCUUUAAUAAAAAGAGGUGGGUUAAAGUUAUCAAAUCAUUUCAAAAGGUGUAUUCAGAAAUAACAGGAGUCUUGAAUAAACCACUUUUAGAAUUGUUGCUUAAAGCAGGUAUUUCCGUUGUCAAAACGGACCAAUGUGGAAAGAAAAAAUCAACGAAAUGUCCCACUUGUAUCGAUGAAUUGAAACAUACAAUUAAUCAAGUUCCUCAUAUACAAAAAACAAAAAGUUUUUUAAUUUGUCCUUAUACGAAUGAAGUUAUGGAUGAGAAAAACCCUCCAUUCACAACUCCUAGGGGACAUGUCUUUUCAGGUAAAGCUAUUUCUUUGUUUAUGAAAUCAGAAGGCAUUUUCCAGUGUCCCAUAACGGAGGAGAAGUAUUGCAUACAGGACUUGUCUCGGCUGUUCAUCUGA
Molecule: messenger RNA, 2130 nt
Organism: Plasmodium gonderi
Lineage: Eukaryota; Apicomplexa; Aconoidasida; Haemosporida; Plasmodiidae
Exons: 1
Coding region: 1-2130 (709 amino acids)
Biological process (GO): proteasome-mediated ubiquitin-dependent protein catabolic process
Cellular component (GO): nucleus; cytoplasm; GID complex
Molecular function (GO): ubiquitin protein ligase activity
Source: RefSeq, a predicted model, not a curated record